AUGAACAGGGAUACGGCUAAAAGUAGAAAAACACGAUCUGCAUCAAUUUGUGCACCUGGAUUUUCAAGUAUGGAGCAAAUGUUGUCCACCGGAUCCACAUCCGAUAUGAAAGGAAAGGAUGAAAAGAAAGAACGUGAAGGAGAUAGUGGAACAGGAACUCCAGACAGUGGAAGUACUCCCACACGACGACGACGCCCAGCUACGAGAUCUCAAAGUGCUAGAGUAUCUGGGGGUAGUAAGAGUAUCCGACGUAAAGCUACUGCACAAGCUGCUAAUCAUCACUAUCAGCAGCAACAGCAUCAUCAUCAUCAUCAUCAGCAGUCACAGCAUCAGCACGGGGGAGGUAUGAAAUCCCCUCAUUGCAGCAGUGAACCGAGAUUGACCGACAAUGACGUAAGCCCAGGUCUUAGACGAAGGGGUAGCCGGCGAGGGCAGAGCAUGCAUCAUGUGCAUUACAGAAAAAGUAAUGCUUUUUUGGAUGUACCUGACAUUAAUGUUCAGCCUCCCCAGCGCCGGGAAGACGAAGACGAAGAAAGCUACAGAUUGAGAAGUUUCAGUUUAACGAGCAAAGGCGUCGUGAACAGAGGCGAUUCAUUUCGAAGAAGACGAUCGAGGUCUAAUUCAUUGGCUCUUAACGAUACCGAAGUUGACACAAAAUCUGCACAACCAGCAAAAAAAGUUAUUUCUUACACGGUUGGCAUGCUUGGAGCACGUGGAGUAGGAAAGACUGCACUCAUUAGUCAGUUCAUGACCAGCGAAUGCAUCAACGCUUAUGAUCGCCAAAGAGAUGAUGUACCCAGUGAACAAUCAGUUUUCGUCAUGUUGAACGGUGAAGAGAGUGAAUUGAAGUUCGAGAAUAUAACAAAUUUAAAGACCGAGUUGGACCAAAUACCUGAAGUAGAUGCUUUUAUCAUAAUGUACUCUGUCAUUGAUAAAGCCUCUUUUCAACGAGUUGAAGAGUAUUUAACUCAACUCCACGAUCGGGAUCUUCUACGCACUCAUCCUGUUAUUCUUGUGGGUAACAAGGUUGAUCUUGUACGGUCAAGAGCGGUCUCAAUACAAGAUGGAAAGUGCAUCGCUUGUACCUAUCGUGCCAAGUUUAUAGAAAUAUCAGUAGGAAUAAAUCAUAACGUCGACGACUUGCUCGUGGGUAUUCUGAACCAGAUACGCUUGAAAAGUCGUUAUUUGGAGAGCAAGGGAGCAAAUAGUGGCAGUAGUGAGAAUCCUAAUGCCCAUUGGUAUAAAUCAAGAGGUGUCAUUCGAGCAAGUAUGAAAGCACGGCAAAUGUUGACGUGGCUGUUUGGUAAAGAAAACAGUAAAUUUAAAAAUUGUGAAAAUUUACAUGUGUUAUGAAUUUUAACAUCAUCUAUGGUACUAUCUUGUGUCUGCAUUCAAUGGCCUUUGGAUAAGAUUCAAAAUUUCUGCCAUUGUGGGACAACGAUUCAAGUCGAAAUUCAUUACUGAUUGACACAUCAGUAAUUGAAUGAAAUUCAUAUAUUUUGAUAUCAUUUGUAUCACGUAUCACAUAAAUUCUCUUGUAGCAUAGUAAUUACUAGAGACGUAUUUAUAGGCGGUGAUAAUAUAAAAGAUUCAUUCUAUGUUUAUUGCGAAUAGAAUUAUAUUCCGUCAGUAAGAGGAAUAUGUUUAAAAAAGAUUCACUUCUCAUCAAAGUUUGUUGACCUUCAUCAAUGAUUUCACGAGUAAUAUGAAUAUCAAAAGGAUGAUAAACAAAAAAAAUCUGUCUUCCUGCAAUAUACAUUAUCAUAAAGUGCCGAAUCAAUAACAACAUUGAAAAUAAACUUCUUGAGAGAUUAGUGUCAAGUAGACUGAGAUUUGAUUCCCUGAGAAGCAAACUGAAAUCAAAAUUUUAAAAGAAUUGAAAAAAAAAAACAAAAUACAUUUCCCUUGUGUGUUCAAGAUCUUGAUGUGAAAAGUAGUUGAUACGAACUUAUUUUUGUGUAAAUUCCAUAACUUUUCUUUUUCAUAAUUUUUGAUUAUAAUAUAAAGACAAUCAAGUUCGAUCCUUUUUUAAAGGAACGUAAUAUCAAGUGGAAUUAAUGAAAUUGGAAGAACCAGGGUUCUUAGAAUCCUUUUUAUAGGUGUUAUAUUUAUAAAUCCUUGUAUUGAACCACGGAUUGCUAAUUUAUUGGUAAACCAAAGAAUAAGAGCAUUAUAUAUUAUUGUCAGUUUUUUAAUAUUAAAAAAAUUGCAAUUGAUAAUAAAAUUAUAUCCAAACAAAAAC
This is a messenger RNA of Diachasmimorpha longicaudata, 2242 nucleotides long. RefSeq names its product GTP-binding protein RAD-like (gene Rgk3). Gene Ontology annotation, cellular component: plasma membrane. The record is from RefSeq and is a predicted model, not a curated record. The transcript has 6 exons. Gene Ontology annotation, molecular function: GTPase activity; GTP binding; calcium channel regulator activity. Lineage: Eukaryota; Metazoa; Arthropoda; Insecta; Hymenoptera; Braconidae. The coding region runs from base 1 to 1353 and encodes 450 amino acids.